GCAGGAAUCGGUACUAGGAUAAUGGCGGGCUGCACCACCGGGGCGAUGGCGGUGACCUUCGCGCAGCCCACUGAUGUGGUGAAAAUCAGGUUCCAGGCUCAGAGCCGCCUGCUGGAGAGCGGCUCUGUGAAGAGAUACAGCAGCACCUUCGAUGCCUACAGGACCAUCGCCAGGGACGAGGGCGUCAGAGGGCUCUGGAAAGGUGCCUUGCCAAACAUAACUCGUAAUGCCAUCGUUAACUGCUCCGAGCUGGUGACGUAUGACAUCAUCAAAGAGAUCAUCCUGAAGAACAAGCUGAUGACAGACAACAUGCCGUGUCACUUUGUAGCCGGCUUCGCAGCAGGUUUCUGUACCACCAUUGUAGCGUCUCCCGUGGAUGUGGUGAAAACACGCUUCAUGAAUUCAACGCCUGGGAAGUACAGCGGGGCGAUGAACUGUGCUUUAACCAUGCUGAUGAAAGAGGGACCCACAGCUUUCUAUAAGGGAUUUGUGCCCUCGUUUCUUCGUCUGGGUUCCUGGAACAUUGUGAUGUUUGUGAGCUUCGAGCAGAUUAAGAGAGGUGUCAUGAAGUUCCAACAGUCCAUGUAGCCUUCACUCUGACCCGUCUGACAGCUGGUUGGCAUUGGACUAGUGUUGUGUGGCAAAGCCAGGAGCGUUUCUAUCAAGCAGCUCCUGCUAAACAGAGAAAAUAUGUUUUCUGCUACUGGUCAGACCUGCUUUCUCUCAGGAAUUAAACGGCAAAAGUGUCUUAUUAAAAAAUAACUGCAGGGAAGAUCCUUUUAGAUUUUUACUGACUUGUUAUUCAAAUAGAUAUUUUCUAGCAAUGUUACUAAACAUGGCGAAUAAGGCCUAUUUCCUAAGUCCGGUGUGGUGUUGAUGCGGGGUCAUCGUUACAGCUUUCUAUUCAGAACUUUUUUAAAGUGUCUCGUUGGGUUUUGUAAAUUAUAUUAUAUUUUUCAUGUGAAGAGAUUUUAAUUUUUUUUUUUAGGAAUUAGGGUUUCAAGCUGUUUUUUUUUUUUAAAUAGAUGUAUUUUUGCAAUUAAUCAAUUAAGCUUUUAAAAGAAGAAAAACGUUAUUCUCCUGCAGGGAAAUGUAUUUGGGAUCUACGCUCUAACACACUUGUCAAAAACGUCACAACGGAUUUCAAAUUGUAAAAUAGAUAUUACAUUCAUGCAUACAUUGAAACUUUCAAAUGUCAAAAUAUUGUAAAAGAUAUUUGUCACAAUCUCA
Messenger RNA from Notothenia coriiceps (black rockcod), 1230 nucleotides. RefSeq names its product mitochondrial uncoupling protein 2-like. Gene Ontology annotation, biological process: transmembrane transport. NCBI's taxonomy places the organism in Eukaryota, Metazoa, Chordata, Actinopteri, Perciformes, Nototheniidae. The record is from RefSeq and is a predicted model, not a curated record. Bases 22 to 588 code for a protein of 188 amino acids. The transcript is spliced from 4 exons.